Neoarius graeffei (lesser salmon catfish) is the source of this 1308-nucleotide messenger RNA. It is a transcript of the gene fam78ba, whose product is annotated as family with sequence similarity 78 member Ba. Lineage: Eukaryota; Metazoa; Chordata; Actinopteri; Siluriformes; Ariidae. Bases 316 to 1173 code for a protein of 285 amino acids. The transcript is spliced from 2 exons. The record is from RefSeq and is a predicted model, not a curated record.
GCUAGCUUAUCUUAGCUUAGCUGCACCAGGCUAGCUAUUUUUAAACGUUCUUUCUGUGUGUCAGGAAGAAAUGGCUAUACGUGUAAUACAUCAUGAAGAAACUGAUAUUAUUAUUAAACAAACCUGUGUAAUUUUAAUCACACCGCAUAAAAAUUACCUCAGAAAUAGGAGCGUAGCGGCAAAGCUCAUUUUGUAGCCUGACAACAGGUCACUGUGUGUGUGUGGCUGUACGCUACAGGACACAUGAUUAGCAAUGCGUUAAGCGUUUUCCAGGCCGCAUUACCGUACUAUUAAGUUGCUAAAGGACUUGAACAUAUGAGUGUACGGUUCCAAGCUGUCUUGUUCCUGCCGUUGCUCCUCGCACUCACGCUCUGUGUAGGUGGGGCUAUGGGCUGCCUCCAGAGCGUGGUGUGUAAGCCGCGCGUGCGGCGCGAGAACAUUGUGGUGUACGAGGUGUCGGCUUCGAUCGACCGGAGUCCCACCGUGGUGGAGGAGAACUCGCCCAUCGUGCUGCGCUACCGGACACCCUACUUCCGCGCCUCGGCUGGGGUCGUCAUGCCACCUGUGCCUAGGAACGAGACGUGGACGGUGGGCUGGAUUCAGGCCUGUACGCAGAUGGAGUUCUACAACACGUACGGAGACGCCGGCGCGUCGAGCUGGGAGCUACCGGAGCUGCGCGAGGGCCGCGUGAAGGCCAUCAGCGACUCGGAUGGCGUCAGCUACCCGUGGUACGGCAACACGACCGAAACGGUGACCAUCACGGGUCCGACGUCCAAGCCCUCACGCCUCACUGUCAGCAUGAACGACAACUUCUACCCGAGCGUGACGUGGGCGGUGCCCGUGGGCGAGAGCGGCGUCCCAGCACUCACUCGUGUCACUCGUGACCAGAGCUUCAUCACGUGGUUGGUGGCAAUGAACACUGUGACGCGUGAGAAGAUCCUGCUACAGACGGUCCGGUGGCGCAUGCGGGUCGACAUCGCCGUCGAUCUCAUGAGGCCGCUGGGCUCCCGCGCCACUUUGGUCAGCCAGACGCACCAGGAACAGCCGCUCAUCCUCACCAAUAACGAGCCCAUUCCGCCAAACGCACUGGCGCGCCCCAACGCCAACGACGCGCAGGUGUUAAUGUGGAGGCCGAGGAGGGGGCCGCCGCUGGUCGUCAUCCCUUCCAAAUAGAACGGCUAGUCAAAAUCACUGUGCAACGUGGCAAAAACGCAUCCACAGGCAGGAGCACGACGUCACAGGAAAAAUACGUCUGUGCACGAGCAGUGGAUCACAAGAAACGAAGACAUGGGUUCUUCAAGCGAUGGA